Molecule: messenger RNA, 885 nt
Organism: Colletotrichum fioriniae
Lineage: Eukaryota; Fungi; Ascomycota; Sordariomycetes; Glomerellales; Glomerellaceae
Source: RefSeq, a predicted model, not a curated record
AUGACCAAGGUCUUCGUCGGGCUGCGGCUCCUCCACUGGCAGCAUCUUCACAGCGCCGCUGAGAAUACCGCCCUUUGUCGGCACAACAGUGUCAAUCUCCUGCAUGGUGUCCGGGUCCGCCAGCGAGAUGUAAUCCACCUCAAACAUGACCCUAUCCUUGGGCGCCAGCUUCGACUGCUCCGCCAGGACGUCAGCCGUCACCUGGUUCGCGGCCCCAAGGAUCGUCUCCCGGUCCAGCGCGCCGUCCCGCUGGUACUUUUCUUCUGCCGCUUUCAGUGCGCGGUUCAGCAACGUCGCGACCCUGCGUCUGCGCUCGCCGAGGUAGACGUUACGCGAGCUCAGCGCGAGGCCGUCGUCCGCGCGCGUCGUCUCGCCGAUGACGACGUCCAUGGGGAGCAUGAAGUCUUCCACCAUGCGGCGGAUAACGACCGUCUGCUGAACGUCCUUUUGGCCAAAGUAUACGCGCUCCGGCUGCACAAUAUUGAACAGCUUCAUGCACACCGUCGCGACGCCCCGGAAGAAAGUCGGUCUGCUCGCGCCCUCGAGGACCUCCCCCACAGGCGUAAUCGUCACAAAGCUCCCUUUACUCCCGACCUCUUGCCCGGGGAAGCCAGAGGGAUACAUCUCCCCCGUCGUCGGCGCAAACACAGCGCUCACGCGGCCGAGCAUAUCCCCGUCGCCCGCCAGCUCGCGGUCCAAGUUCCGCAGGAUUUCGGAGUCGCGCGCCCAGGUUACCGGGUCCUCUGCGAUGCCGAACUGGGCCGGGUUGACGUAGAUGGAGACGAUGACAUGGUGGUUCUCGCGGGCGGCGGCGCGGAUGAGGGAGAGGUGGCCCUCGUGGAGGGCACCCAUUGUCGGGACGAGGCCUACGGAGCGGUAGUUUAG